AUGGAAGGAUUCGACGAAGAUGUCUACGUCGGAAAAAACGACGGCGCCGGGGACGUGAACGCCAUGCACUACGGCUACGAAGGCGGCGCCCCGUCACCUCCACCGCCGCUGAUGGACGGAUUUUCCAGGAACGACAACGACGGCAUGGAGGCCUACGGCUUUGGCGGCGCACCACCGACGCCGCCCCCGAUUGAGGGGUUCGGCCAGGGGGAACCGUACAACCUCUCUGCCAACGACGAGGGCAUCUUUUCCGAGGCGGACGCCGGCGGCCCGCUGCUGCCGGAUCCCAGCCAGAUGCGCGAGGAGGGAUCCGCGUUUCGCGAGUGGCGCCGUCAAAAUAUGAUUUAUUUGGAAGAGAAAGAGAAGAAGGAAAAGGAGAUGAGGAAUCAGAUAAUUGCUGAAGCUGAUGAAUGGAAACGCAAAUUCUACGAGAAGAGGGAUCAGACGUGCGAGACCAACAAAACUCACAACAGAGAAAGAGAGAAAAUAUACUAUGCACAACAAGAGAAAUUUCACAAAGAAGCAGACAACCAGUUCUGGAAAGCGAUAGCGGAUAUCGUACCCCGUGAAGUCCCCAACUUCGAGAAGAGGCGGGGAAAGAAGGACGACGAGAAGAAGCCCUCAGUGUUCGUCGUCCAGGGGCCGAAGCCCGGGAAGCCGACUGACACGGCGAGGAUGCGUCAGAUCCUAGCCAAGCUCAAGACUAACCCACCGCUUCACAUGAGGCCGCCUCCCCCCAAGGAUGGGAAGUCGGAGGCUAAGAAUAGUGGGAAUGAGAAGAAAGACGUGGCCGCAGAUGAGGCCGCCUCGUCUGCUGCCAAAGCUGCAGGAGCAGAUGUAGCGUCGACCGGCGGAACAUCUGCUUCUGAUGGAGGCAAUGAGAAAGUUGAAAAGAAGUGACCGAUU
Salvia splendens (bonfire salvia) is the source of this 906-nucleotide messenger RNA. RefSeq names its product clathrin light chain 1. The transcript has 3 exons. Gene Ontology annotation, cellular component: plasma membrane; clathrin coat of trans-Golgi network vesicle; clathrin coat of coated pit. NCBI's taxonomy places the organism in Eukaryota, Viridiplantae, Streptophyta, Magnoliopsida, Lamiales, Lamiaceae. Gene Ontology annotation, biological process: clathrin-dependent endocytosis; intracellular protein transport. The record is from RefSeq and is a predicted model, not a curated record. Gene Ontology annotation, molecular function: structural molecule activity; clathrin heavy chain binding. The coding region runs from base 1 to 900 and encodes 299 amino acids.